AUGUCUGCUCCGAAAAAGAAAUUUGUGCUAAAACACGUUUUCCAAGAUGUUCGGAAUCUUAAAGAAAUUGAGUAUCAAGACAGUCCAACAGAAGAACAUUUCAAUGUACCAUGGAAAAAGAGAAUCGCUCGAAAAAGGGGAUUUCUCGCGUAUUAUUUGUUUUGCGAACAUCCAAAAACUUCUAACUGGGAAAUCACUCUGGAAAAUUAUGCGAGAUUGGUAUCGGUGUCCGGAAAAGUACAUAGAGAAGGUUUGUGUAUGAAACUUUACUCAUGUGAAAGAAACUGCGGAGAUCCUGAAUUUAUCGAAUGGAAAGAUAUGGAAAAGGAUUAUAUAACCGAUGGAAAUAUCACUAUUGAAAGUCAUAUUAGAAUCAGAAAAAUGGCUGGAAUCGCGAAGAAGAAGAAGUUGAGGAAUUUCGACUCGAAAAUGAAUAUAUUCUCAGAUGCCGUAUUGGCUGUGGAAAAUGAGAAAUUCUAUGUCUCCAAAUUGUUCCUCGCUACACAGUCCACUUAUUUUGAAUCGCUUCUCUCGAAAAAGCAAAGGGGGUCUAAAAAACCAGAAAUCAAACUCGAUGGCUGCAAUUCGGAAGAUUUUCAGAACUUUCUGGAAUUGAUGUACGGAGAAUCGCCGAUUGACGAUGAAACAAUCGAUGGAAUUCUUCAGUUGGCUGACAUGUAUAAUGCUGGAAUUGCACUCAAAAAAUGCGAAGAAUAUCUUAUUAGGUACUCGGUGAAGACAUUGAAAGAGAAGUUACAAAUCGCAAAACAGUACGAUAUGGAUAACUUGAAGGAUGGAGUUCUCUCCAGAAUCAAGAAUGUCGCAGAUAUUCGCUCUGUUCUCUCAUACGACGUCAGCGAAAUGGAUCCAUCGGUCGUCGCGGCUCUUCUCCAGAAAGCCUUGUCAUAUUUACCAUGA
Caenorhabditis remanei is the source of this 918-nucleotide messenger RNA. RefSeq lists its product as uncharacterized. The coding region runs from base 1 to 918 and encodes 305 amino acids. The transcript has 5 exons. Gene Ontology annotation, molecular function: protein binding. The record is from RefSeq and is a predicted model, not a curated record. Lineage: Eukaryota; Metazoa; Nematoda; Chromadorea; Rhabditida; Rhabditidae.